Molecule: messenger RNA, 1134 nt
Organism: Austrofundulus limnaeus
Lineage: Eukaryota; Metazoa; Chordata; Actinopteri; Cyprinodontiformes; Rivulidae
Gene: timm10b
Product: translocase of inner mitochondrial membrane 10 homolog B (yeast)
Source: RefSeq, a predicted model, not a curated record
ACGUUUUAGUAUUAUCUUGUGGAUUUAUUUCCUGUUCCACCUAAAAGGGUUACGAACUGGUAAAACCUAAAUUUACUGUAUUCGGAAGGGGAGCAGGUCUCAUGUUAAGGGGUUAGCUGAACAGGCUGACCAGUAACACGGGCGGAAUAACGAUGGAUGCCGACCAACAGCUGAGAAACCUGAAGGAUUUCCUCCUGGUUUACAACCGCAUGACAGAAAUCUGCUUUCAGCGGUGCACGAGCAACUUCAACUACAGGAACCUCACAAUGGACGAGGAGCGCUGUGUGGACAGCUGUGCGGGGAAGCUGAUUCGCUCCAACCACCGGUUGAUGGGCACCUACGUGCAGCUGAUGCCUCGCAUGGUGCAGCGCCGGAUGGAGGAGAUGGAGAGCAAGGCUGCAGAGAAUGCAAAGGCAGCAGCGGCUGCAGCGGCACCGCCCGCAGACGUYGAGGCCGCGAACGUGGACGCCUCGCCGGCAUUUCAAACCCCUUUAAAUUCACCCCCACCUCCUGGUUUCCCUCCCUCUGGGACUGAUCUGAUACCAGAGGUCCAAAGCUCGGUCCCGACGUCAACAAGACUAGAAGUUCUGACUGACCCAUCAGCCGCAGGGGCCAAAUUAUCAGCUGCCACUCUGCUCUCACCUAAGACUGAAAGCAUGCUUAAUGACRCUUCACAUUCAGCAGGUUCACCUCACCUGUCUGGGUUUCAAACUGAGUCUGGCAACCCUAAACCAACAACUUUAUCAGCUCCUUCAGAGUCUUAAACAGGAAGGACCUGAGAGGCAAAGAGCCCCAGAUGGUCCAGAUGUUACCUUGCUGUCCUUUGAGAAUUAGUGAUCAAACUGUGAUAUUUGCUCUGGUUUCCAACACAAACGACACAUAAUGAUCAGUGAUUUAACACUGACUGUUCAUGUAUGACUAACAUUGAUAAUGGAUGAUUUAUAACAUAAAAUGCUGACCAACUUUGGUUGUUUGGUUAUUGUGCUCCAAACCUCUGACUUUUUCUUUUGUUUUUCYUAAUAACAUUAGAAGUUGAUGGGCAGUUUUUAAAACGUAACUUUUGAUUMAAGGUGUUUCAUUUUCCUUUAUAUUAGGCAUUUUACUAAUUGAUUAAACAAUUAUUGUUUGAAGUCA